Molecule: messenger RNA, 816 nt
Organism: Dromiciops gliroides (monito del monte)
Lineage: Eukaryota; Metazoa; Chordata; Mammalia; Microbiotheria; Microbiotheriidae
Product: glyoxalase domain-containing protein 4-like
Exons: 1
Coding region: 1-816 (271 amino acids)
Source: RefSeq, a predicted model, not a curated record
AUGGUGGAGGCGGCGGCGGCGGCGGUGGCGGCAGCCUUACGGCACGCGCUGCACUUCGUGUUCAAAGUGGGCAACCGCUUCCAGACGGCGCACUUCUACUGGGACCUGCUGGGGAUGAAGAUCCUGUGGCAUGAGGAAUUUGAGGAAGGCUGCAAGGCUUCCUGUAAUGGGCCUUAUGAUGGGAAGUGGAGUAAAACCAUGGUGGGCUACGGACCCGAAGACAAUCACUUCGUGGCAGAGCUGACCUACAACUAUGGCACUGGUGACUAUCACCUCGGCAAUGACUUCCUGGGCCUCACACUGGUCUCCAGCCAGGCCGUCACAAACGCCAAGAAGUCUGAGUGGCCGCUCUGUGAGGUUGCUGAGGGAGUGUUUGAAACUGAAGCCCCAGGAGGCUACAAGUUCUUUUUAAAGAACCACAGUCAGCCCCCCUCAGACCCAGUGCUGAAAGUGACCUUGGCCGUCUCUGACCUGAGCACUUCCCUCCACUACUGGUCGGACCUGCUGGGGAUGAGGGUUUAUGAAAAGGAUGAGGAGCCGCAAAGGGCCCUGCUGGGCUAUGCAGACAAGCAGUGCAAGCUGGAGUUGCAGGGCAUCAAGGGAGCAGUGGAUCAUGGGUCAGCCUUUGGGAGGAUUGCUUUCUCCUGUCCAAAGAAAGAGUUACCAGACAUAGAAGCAUUGAUGAAAAAGGAGAACCAGAAGAUUCUGACCCCCCUGGUCAGUCCGGACACACCUGGGAAAGCCACGGUCCAAGUGGUUAUUCUGGCGGACCCUGAUGGACACAAAAUUUGUUUUGUGGGCGAUGAAGCAUUUUGA